CCGACGUAAUCAUGCGUUGUUCUUUCCCGAUUCCCACAAUUUUUUUUGUCCUAUGUAAGGUUUGGCAAUCUCUAAGUAGUAUCAGGUUUUCGGAGCGACGAAUCAAAUCAAGCUUUGCAAAGACAUUUCAAAUCAUUGUUCAAUAAUAUUGUGGACAAGAUAUGGCAUUGCCUAUCUACUCUUCCAGUAACGAAUCCAAACAAGUUGAAGAUCUAAGUUCAAGCGACAGUACCGUCGAAUUAGAGGAUCAACCUGGCAUCGCUGUUUGCUCGACGUCGGGAGGGCGUAAUGCCAAGGAGACGAUUCCAUUGAUUGGUCAUGACAAAGACGAGGUGCCCUUUCUAAUUGCCAUGUCGAUGACGAUCACCGGUCUCUGGUGUUUUUGUGGUUGUUCUUGUGUUUCUUCGAACAGUACAGAUAAUGGUCCAGAUUAUCUUUCAAAGGCAGAGUUCUGGAGUCCUUCCAAUACCAAGGAACCAAAUACGACAGGUGCCGAACAACGGAGAGAAGCUCAUGGUCAACAUCAGAAAGAUCACCAGGGAUGUCACCAGGGAUGUGGUAAAAGGAUUUCUGUAUACCUGGUUCUAUGCAUCAUCAUAUUACAGGCUUUGGUUGCAUUCUUCGUCGUCGACAUAAUCUUCUUCUUAAUGUACACACAGCUUGAUAAUAAUUAUCUCUUGGACACGGCAUCAUUCCUUUGUCUCAACUUCCAAACGUUCUUAAUCAUCAUCUACACGGUUAUCACCCGUUUGGAACUUUGCUUUAGGAGGGGCAAUCCUGCUUUCAAUGCCUUGCCCUAUGAUAUGGACACAUGCGUGAGACGCGUGACACUGGUUCAAGCGUUUUACAAUACUUCUGGGAAAUGCUACUUGAAAUCAUGUAGUUUAUUGAUGAUGGAGAUCCUGAUCUUCUUCUUGUUUCCUCUUUUGAACACAAUCCUACAGAUAGCGUUUGGGUUCUCGGUGUUCUUCACUGGUUGUGAAAGCAACUGGCAAAUGGCGACUCUCGUCAUCAAACCAGUCUUGUAUCUUUACUAUGGUUGCUUCUGGUAUGUGGUGUACGUCCAGCGCGUCUACUUGAAUUGCCAACUGAACAACGCACUAGACACAAUCAGAAAACUGGCUGGGCAAACAGACUGCGAUGGCGCUCGAAGAUUGAUCGAUAGCAUCUACUCGGAGUUCCACGUUGUUCGAUAUUUUACAGGACGGUUGAUGGCCUUUACCUUGCUAACUGUAACCUUCCAUACCUUUUGCUGCGCCAUUUUGACAUACUGUAAAUUACCCAUGGCUACCUCAGGAGACCUCUCUAUGCUAACAAUGCGUUGGAUCGAAAACAUUAUGUUUUUUGUUGUGCCAAUUUAUGCUAUCGGAGGAAUCGACCUGGAGUCUCUUUGGACAAAAUUCCGCCGUGUCCUCGUCAAAUGCAAAGUUCAAGAUCAAAUUUUGUUUUGGAAUGAAGUUUUGAGCUACGCGACUCAGAUAGACACAUUGGCGUCUUUCCCGCUGGUAUGGACAGGGCUUUUCCCAAUUGUGGGUACCAUUCUGGCAGGGAUAAUCGCACGGAGAGACAGCAUAAGUUUGGAGUACUGGAACUACCUAUCUAACUGCACUAAUUCAAUGGAAAGCAAUUUUAAGUGUCUGAAUUAGUUGCCCUAUCCUACAGGAUAACAUUACAGGUGACAGGAGAAGAAGAAGAAGAAGAAGCAAAA
Strongylocentrotus purpuratus (purple sea urchin) is the source of this 1708-nucleotide messenger RNA. RefSeq lists its product as uncharacterized. Bases 162 to 1646 code for a protein of 494 amino acids. NCBI's taxonomy places the organism in Eukaryota, Metazoa, Echinodermata, Echinoidea, Camarodonta, Strongylocentrotidae. The record is from RefSeq and is a predicted model, not a curated record. The transcript has 2 exons.